AUGAGCGGCCGCGGAAAGGGUGGUAAAACUCGUGUGAAGGCUAAGACCAGGUCGUCGCGCGCUGGUUUGCAAUUCCCAGUUGGUCGUGUGCACCGUCUGCUGCGCAAGGGCAACUAUGCUGAGCGUGUCGGCGCUGGUGCUCCUGUGUACUUGGCCGCAGUCCUGGAAUAUCUGGCUGCUGAGGUCUUGGAGUUGGCUGGCAAUGCUGCCCGAGACAACAAGAAGACCCGCAUCAUCCCCCGUCACUUGCAACUGGCCAUCCGCAACGACGAGGAGCUUAAUAAGCUUCUGGGAGGCGUGACGAUUGCUCAAGGUGGUGUGUUGCCGAACAUCCAGUCGGUGCUUCUGCCGAAGAAGACUGACAAGGUGAAGGCCUAA
Opisthorchis viverrini is the source of this 378-nucleotide messenger RNA. RefSeq lists its product as hypothetical. Gene Ontology annotation, molecular function: protein heterodimerization activity; DNA binding; structural constituent of chromatin. The transcript has a single exon. Lineage: Eukaryota; Metazoa; Platyhelminthes; Trematoda; Opisthorchiida; Opisthorchiidae. The record is from RefSeq and is a predicted model, not a curated record. Gene Ontology annotation, cellular component: nucleosome. Bases 1 to 378 code for a protein of 125 amino acids.